CCAUUCGGGAGACUUAGAUUGUAAUAAAUAGUGAAACAUGUGCUUUGGAGUCGGUGCUCCAAGCCAAUAAUUGAAUAGUUCAUCCGUUUAGCGAAUUAAAUUGUUUAUUCAACCCAAUUGUGAUGAUAUCAGAUAAACGGUUAAUUUACUUGUGAAACGCGCCGUGGGUGCAAAACAUAACGUAACAGUAACACUAAUUCUACUUUCCAAUAAAGUUGAAAUACCUUUUAAAAUAAAUAAAUUAUGGCCUUUAAUUCAAAGUCAAUGGAAGAUACAGUUAAAGAAGAAAAUGCAGAAGCAGCUAAGUAUUUGGAACAUUUGCUAGAAGACGGAGCUAAAGAAGAAGACGAUGGUCGUGAUUUGGAAUUACCACCGUGGUACGAUGAGGAAUUAUUCAAGAAUGGUCAAAAAUACAUGAGAAAAUACCACUUUGUGAUAUUCUCUGGCAUGCUCAGCGGACUUGUAGCUGUCUUAGCUAUACCAUCAAUCUUGAAUGUCCUCAUCUGUACACGUCAAUCUUCGACACCUGCGACCGCUUUUCGUCGUUAUGUUCGAACCAUAUUCCAUGUCUUAUCAUGGUAUGAUCAUCCAGUCAAAAAAGGAUCCAAGUUUUGGCAAAGUCUAAAUAUGGUGCGAAAAGCUCACCUUCGCUCUAGCAGAGCAUGUGGUAAACUUAAAGUAGGUGGAAUCACCCAAAAGGAUAUGGCCCUUACCCAAUUUGGUUUUAUUGGAUUUAUAACAUUGGGUGCACCGAGAAUAAAGCUCUACGAUCCGGAUUUUCUUGAAAGCACUUCACAUAUGUGGCGAGUCCUUGGAUAUUUGUUGGGAAUCAAAGAUGAAUAUAAUAUUUGUGGUGAGAAUUGGGAAAUCACUAGGCAGCGUCUUGAAAUUGCAAUGGAAAAAGUCUAUCGACCCGCUCUAGAUAAUGUCUCGACGGAUUUCUAUAAAAUGACCGAAGCACUUUUAGUCGGCUUAAAACCAGUUAAUAUGAUGCUCACUCCGGGAUCAUUUAUAUUCUUCACAAAAAGAUUGGCUUAUUGUAAGGGUUAUGAGUAUUACGACGAAGAUUACCCCAACGGAGUCAAGAUUCCAAAUCAAAAACAGUACUUCUCCGAUCUCAGCUGGUGGGAUCGGUUUCUUGUUAGCUAUGGCUUGUUUUUAGUCACCUAUUUGCACCAAUAUUCAAUUAUUAGAUGGUAUAUGAAUUUCAGGGUUUGGUUAAUACAAUUUUUAAUGUACUAUUUCCCGUUGGGAGCAUUUUUCAAAUAUGGUAUAAAGUGGUCUUACGUAAGAAUCUUUUCGUCCUCCUCGGAAAAUGAAUAUCAUGAAGAUUAGUAUUAGAAAAUGUGUCUUAAAAGAAAAAAUUGUGAACCGAAUUAAAGUGCCUUUUUCAUAUUGUU
Eupeodes corollae is the source of this 1400-nucleotide messenger RNA. RefSeq lists its product as uncharacterized. The transcript is spliced from 3 exons. The coding region runs from base 244 to 1335 and encodes 363 amino acids. The record is from RefSeq and is a predicted model, not a curated record. Gene Ontology annotation, molecular function: oxidoreductase activity. NCBI's taxonomy places the organism in Eukaryota, Metazoa, Arthropoda, Insecta, Diptera, Syrphidae.